UCAAUUUCAAAAAUGAAAUUACUCAAGGGUAGUGCAUUGCUUUAUUCUGUAGCAUGCUUUGCAUCAUUAGGACAAUUCCUCUUUGGUUAUGAUCAAGGAGUCAUGUCCGGUAUUUUGGUCAAUAAUCGAUGGCUCGAACUAUUUGGAAAUCCUAAUUCGACAAUACAAGGUUUGAUAAUUGCAAUUUUUGAACUUGGUGCCUGGUUCACCUCUUAUCCAACAAGUUGGUUCAUGGAUCGCUUUGGUCGUCGUUGGACAAUCUUAAUAGGCGCUGCUAUCUUUAUUGUUGGUGGAUCAGUUCAAACAGGAUCAAGUAACUUGGCUGGUAUCUUACUUGGUAGACUGAUUGCCGGUUUUGGUAUCGGCUUCUUGAGUACUGUCCUCCCUGUAUACACUGCAGAAUUGAGUCGUGCUCACAACCGUGGUAAAGUCACUGUCUUGGGUAUGAGUAUCAACAUGUUUGGUUAUAUGUCUUCGGCGUUUAUUGAUUACGGAUUCAGUUUUGUUGAAUCAGAUUGGUCAUUCAGAGGCCCACUCUUAUUGCAAGUUGUAUUUGCCCUUAUUUUAGCUGUAGGAACACUUGCUCUUCCAGAGUCACCAAGAUACUUGUUAUCCAAGCAAAAGGAUGACCUCGCUUUAGAAACACUUUCUGAUAUGUAUGGAAAGCCUGCUGACAACCCUCAAGUACUACAAGAAUAUGAAGAAAUCAAGACUACAUUAGAACUGGAAGCAAAGCUUGGAGAACCCACUUGGGGCGAAAUGUUUACAUUAUACACAAGACGAUCUUUCAUUGCUAUUGCUGUGCAAGCCCUGGGUCAACUAUCUGGUAUUAAUAUUGUCACAUACUAUGCACCCAAAAUGUAUGAAGCCGUACUUGGUCCAGGCAACAGGACAAUUCUAUUUGCUGGAUUUACUGCUCUUGUUUACUUUUGUGGCGCUCUGAUUGCAGCAGUUCUUGUUGAUAGAGUAGGAAGAAGACCUUUGUUUAUGUCUGGUAGCUUCUUUAUGAUCAUUUGGUUGGUUCUCAUGGCUGUAUUCAAUAAGAUAGAUCUUGGUAUGACAUCCGCUAUUCUUGUUAUUGUCUUCACAAUGAUUUAUGUCGGUACAUUUGGUAUUACUUGGGCUUGUGUAGACUGGUUAUAUCCCGCAGAAAUUUUCCCAUUCCGUACAAGAGCUAAGGGUAUGUCUCUUGCUGUAUCAUCUAAUUGGUUGAGUAACUUUGCUGUUGGUUUAUGGACACCUCCACUUUUAGACCGCAUCGGAUGGGCUACUUACAUCUUUUACGCUGCAUGGAAUGUUGUUGCUUUAUUCGUAGUAUACAUGUGGUUUGUUGAAACGAAAGGAAAGAGUCUGGAAGAAAUUGAUGCUAUCUUUGAAGACGGCGCAGGCGACGUUCCACCAGAAUUAGCAAUCAAUAGCGAGAAGAAAGAGGUGUCUGAUGAAAACAAGGUGUAA
Messenger RNA from Rhizopus microsporus ATCC 52813, 1455 nucleotides. Its product is annotated as general substrate transporter. The record is from RefSeq and is a predicted model, not a curated record. Gene Ontology annotation, biological process: transmembrane transport; carbohydrate transport. The transcript is spliced from 6 exons. The annotation marks the transcript as partial. NCBI's taxonomy places the organism in Eukaryota, Fungi, Mucoromycota, Mucoromycetes, Mucorales, Rhizopodaceae. Gene Ontology annotation, cellular component: membrane. Gene Ontology annotation, molecular function: carbohydrate:proton symporter activity.